UGUCGCCGGCGCCGUCGUCUCAGUCACUCAUGGCGGUUAUUCUUAGCAACGGACCUCCUUCCAUCCUCGCUCUCCCGCGGCCGCCGCGCCGAUCCAUAUACCACCGGCGACUGCAUUUCUGUCGCCCAAUUCACCGCUCCAGAAUUCUCUCCGGCGACACCAAAAUCCUAUUCAAAUCAUCGCGUUCUCGGAUCAGGAGCUCUAAUCGUGAUGGCGCAGAAAGCUCCGAAGCUGAUCCAAUUAGGGUUUCUGAAAGCUUAGAUAGCAAAAUUGAUGGUAGUGGAAGCUCGUUUCUCUCAAAAUUAGGGAUACUUUUGGGGAUAGCUGCUGUGAUUACACUGAUUUUAGUCGGUGUGAAGCCUCCAAAUUUGGGAACAUCAACUGGGAUUCAGUUUCUACAAGAUGGAGCCUCUCCCCCUUUGGUCUCGCCUUCUGCUGCUUUCAUUUUCCGAGCUUUUGGAUAUACAGUAUUGCUACCGGAAUAUGCUCCAGGAUGGAUCUACUUUUGGCUACUCAUGGCUGCAGGGUUCGGGCUGUUUAUAAGCGAAGAGGCUUUGAAUAUAUGGGUUGGGGUAACUUUGGCAAGAUUACUUUGUUUGGAUGGGACAUGGCAUUCUCUUGUGGAUUCAUUUUCUAGAAAUGCUCCAUACAUUUUAACCACGGUUUUGUGGGUGUAUUGGGGAGUUUGCAUCAGUGAUAUGAUACCAUUUUACCUCGGGAAAAUGUUCAGGCAAUCCAAGGCAUCUGAUGAUGUUCUUUCGAAGAUAGGGGUUGGUGAAGAGAAAGCCAAGGAAAUUUCGGGCACUGUACAACGUUAUGGAAAUCUUAUUGGAUUCGUGGAACGAUUCUCUCUUGGAGUAAGAAACCCCACAGCUUUUCUUGCUGGGGCAAUGGGUAUAACACCAGAGUGUUUCUUUGCCGGUGUCUGCUGUGGUGGACUCAUAACUCUUCCAAUACAGUUGGCAAUUGGAUUCUUGCUACGAGAACGUCCAGUCUUUGCACUUGCAACCAUUGCCACUGUAGUUGGAAUCUGGACUGUGUUUCCAUAUGCUUUGGCUGCUCUGACAGGAUUAUUCCUCUAUCUGCGAAGCCGCUACUCAAGUUAGCUAUGCUCGUCUUUCUCUUAGCGUACAUAUCUUGGGGUGGAGAGAAUGAGCAACCAAACCAUGUUUGCAGAAGAUCUCAAGCAUUGGUAGGCAGUUUUAUGAAUAGUUGAUAGGAGAUUACUCUUGUUUUACUAUUCUCUUCGAGUUCGAGCAGCUGUAUGUGCAAAUGAUGAGAAUAUUUAUAAUCACAACAGUUUCUUUCCUGAUA
Salvia hispanica is the source of this 1314-nucleotide messenger RNA. RefSeq lists its product as uncharacterized. The record is from RefSeq and is a predicted model, not a curated record. Lineage: Eukaryota; Viridiplantae; Streptophyta; Magnoliopsida; Lamiales; Lamiaceae.